ACACUCAGCCAAACAGCUGUUUUUCUUGCUCCCCGAUCAAAUUAUACAAUUGUUGGCGUUUUCCGACGUCCAGAUCGCAGAUAUCCAGGAACAAGCGGUGCAAAAUGGUGGCUGGUGGUGCCUCGGAUACGGGCGGCGUGAAGCCGAUGGCCAUUGCGGGCCGCAUGGUGCGCGAGCGGGAGCGCCUGAUCGGCAUGCUGCCCGAGGAGCGCGCCUGGCGCAAGCAGUGGCUGAAGGAUCAGGAACUUCAUCAUGGAGCCCGCAAGGUGCCUGCCCUGGAGCUGGAGCUCAACAAUCCCAUCAAGCGCUUCUACCGCGCUCCCUUGGACAAGGUCGCCAGCGUCUUGGAGCCCGUCCUGGGCUUCCAGCGGGCAUUCACCGUGCGCUACUGGACCGGCAAGGCACUCCUCGCCCUCACCGGAAUCUAUGCCGGCGCCUAUUACUUCAAGUACAACCAGAAUGACUGGACCCGAAAGGGUGGCUGGCGUGUGAUCCACUCCCGCAAGGCGGUCGUGCCCGGAGAUGAGGGCUAUCCCAAGGUAUCCGAUCGCUCGGCGCCCUCCGACUACGCGGCCCGCGGAUUCAAGCAGUCGCCUCUAUAAGCUGGAGAUCGUCCCCGAGCUCGCUAGUGAUUUCUUAAGUUUGAAUCGUAAAUUAAUAAUAUCAAAACAAAAAUCGCAAUAAAUAUGGAAACGAAAACACA
Molecule: messenger RNA, 703 nt
Organism: Drosophila takahashii
Lineage: Eukaryota; Metazoa; Arthropoda; Insecta; Diptera; Drosophilidae
Gene: ND-B17
Product: NADH dehydrogenase (ubiquinone) B17 subunit
Biological process (GO): mitochondrial electron transport, NADH to ubiquinone
Source: RefSeq, a predicted model, not a curated record